Eimeria necatrix is the source of this 2997-nucleotide messenger RNA. Its product is annotated as RNA recognition motif-containing protein, putative. NCBI's taxonomy places the organism in Eukaryota, Apicomplexa, Conoidasida, Eucoccidiorida, Eimeriidae. The transcript has a single exon. Gene Ontology annotation, cellular component: nucleus; cytoplasm; ribonucleoprotein complex. The record is from RefSeq and is a predicted model, not a curated record. Gene Ontology annotation, molecular function: mRNA binding. Bases 1 to 2997 code for a protein of 998 amino acids.
AUGGCGGAAAAGCACAAAGCAAACCCCUCGCGCAGGCUGGGGAGCAGCAAGCAGCAACAGCAGCAGCGGCAGCAGCAGCCCAAGCAGCAGCAGCAGCGCCACAAGCAGCAGCAGCAGCAGCAGCAGCAGCAGCAGCAGCAGCAGAAGGGGCCCCACAGCAGGCCCUACUACACUCCCGUGGCUGUUCCUGCUGGCUACAAAAGCAGCAGAUUAAUAAUUAGGAAUUUGCCCCCGUUUUUGACGGAAGAGGCGCUGCGGGAGCACGUUGCUGCUGCUGCUGCUGCCUGCAGCAGCAGCAGCAGCAGCAGCAGCAGCAGCAGCAUCACCUACUGCGCCAUCAAGAGAAAUAAAGAAGGCAAAAGCCGCGGAAUUGCUUUUGUGGGGUUGGAGACAGAAGCUGCUGCUGCUGCGCUGCUGCAGCAGCUGCGGGGGACUUACGUGUACACCCGAAAGAUAGAAGUAGACUUUGCGCUGCCUCGCGCGUUUGUUGCUGCUGCUGCUGCUGCUCCUGCUGCUGCUGCUGCUGGGGCUGCGGCCAAGGACGCAGCAGACACUGCAGCAGCAACAGCAGCAGCAGCAAAGGCAGCAGCAGCAGCAGAGGCCGGCAAGUGGAAGCACAAGGUGGUCCCAACUAAGGCGGGAAUGAAGGCUGAAAGGCAGCACGUUUUGUUCGACGAUGCAGCAGAAGCAGCAGCAGCAGCAGAAGCAGCAGCAGCAGCAGAAGCAGCAGCAGCAGCAGCAGCAACAGAUGAGGGCGCAGCCACGACCGCAGCAGCCCUCGCGGCGCUGCUGGAGGAGGACGAGCCGGACGACCUGGCGUGGCUGCAGCAGCAGCAGCAGCAGCAGCAGCAGCAGCAGGAGCAGCAGGAGCAGCAGCAGCAGCAGCAGCAGCAGCAGCAGCAGCAGCAGCAGCAGCAGCAGGAACUGGAGCGGCAGCUGCUGGAGGAACACGGGCGGCUCUUAAUUACCAACUUGCCCUACAGCAGCAGCGAAGAAGACGUGCGGUGUCUGUGCAGCGCAGCAGCAGCAGCAGCAGCAGGAGCAGCAGCAGGAGCAGCAGCAGCAGGAGAAGCAGCAGAAGUUAUUUUAAUGAAAGACAAAGAAAGCAAAAAGUCUUUAGGAAGAGCUUUGGUGACUUUUGUGUUUGCUGAAGCUGCUGCUGCUGCGCUGCAGCAGCUCAACGGCAUGGUUUACCGGGGGCGCAUCCUUGCUGCUGCUGCUGCGCAGCCGAAGCAGCAGCAGCAGCAGCAGCAGCAGCGCGGGGGCGAGAAAACCAGCUUCAAGAAGAAGCAGCAGCAGCAGCGGCAGCAGCAGCAGCAGCAGCAGCAGCCGCAAAAGGCCUGGAACCUGCUGUACGUGCUGCCGUCAGCAGCAGCAGACGCAGCAGGCGCUGCGCUCUCGGUCUCGAAGCGCGACUUGCUGCUGCAGCAGCAGCAGCAGCAGCAGCAGCAAACCACUCCUGCUGCUGCAGCAGCACUUGCGGAGGCCCACGUGCUGCAGCAAACCAAAGAAUGGAUCGAAAGAGAAGGCCUAAUUUCUGCUGCUUUCAUUCGCAGGGGCGCAGACCCCAUGACAGCAACGUACGACGCAGCAGCAGCAGCAGCAGCAGCAGCAGCGGGACCAGCAGCAGCAGCAGCAGCAGCAGCAGCAGACACCGAACGCAGCAAAGACACGCUGAUCGUGAAGCAGCUGCCUGCUGCUCGAGUCGAAGCAGCAGAACUUUUUAAUUUGUUUCGAAGACACGGAGAGAUUUUGCGUUUUUGUUUAUCUCCUUCCAAGACUUUGCUGGUGGUGCAGUUUGCUGCUGCUGCUGCUGCUGCUGCUGCGCUGCGCCGCCUCAGCUUCCGCAAGUAUAAAAAUGUCCCGCUGCUGAUUGAGACAGCUCCAGUUCCAGUUUUUAAAGAAGACAGAGAAAGGCGGGGAGAAGCUCAAGCAGAAGCUGCUGCUGCUCUUGCUUCUGCUGCUGCUGCUGCUGCUGCUGCUGCGGGAGACCCUUCUGCAGCAGCAGCAGCAGCAGCAGCGGCAGCAGCGGCAGACAGCGCCUUGCCGCAGAAGGACGCGGCCUCAGCCAAGGCUGCUGCGGCCGCCACUGCAGCAGCCACAGCGGCUGCAGCGCCAGCAGCAGCAGCAGCAGCAGCAGCAGCAGCAGCAGACGCAGAAGAAGAGGAAGCAGCAGCAGCAGCAACUGCCAGUUUGUUCGUUAAAAACCUAAACUUCAAAACAACGCAAGAGGCCCUUACAGAAGCAUUUGAACAUUCAAAAGGGUUCAUAAGGGCCCACUUAAUGACCAAGAGGGGCCCCCUUAGGGGGCCCCCGGGGGCCCCCCGGGGGCCCCCCGAGGUCUUAUCUAUGGGCUACGCGUUCGUGGAGUACGAGAGUGCAGCAGCAGCAGCAGCAGCAGCAAAGCAGCUGCAAGGCUUGGUGAUAGACGGGCAUUUGCUGCAGGUGUCUUUGGCGAAGCCCCGCGCCCGCAGCAGCAGCAGCAGCAGCAGCAGCAGCAGCAGCAGCAGCAGCAGCGGCGCGCGCAGCAGCAAAAUCGUCGUCAAAAACCUCGGCUUCGAGGCCAGCAGCAAAGACUUGAGAGACCUUUUUUCUCCCUUCGGAGAAAUUGUCUCAGUUCGCAUUCCAAGAAGUGCAGCAGGCAGCAGCAGAGGCUUCGGAUUCGUCACUUUUGCUGCUGCUGCUGCUGCUGCUGCUGCACUCCAAACCCUCAGCAGCACCCACUUGUACGGCAGAAGGCUAGUUCUCGAAUAUGCAGACACAGGGGUACAAACAACUCUCCACAGGGGGCCCCCCGGGGGGCCCCCAGGGGGGCCCCCAGGGGGGCCCCCAGCCAGGGGGGCCCCCAGCCAGGGGGGCCCCCAGCCUGGGGGCCCCCAAGAGGCUUCUAAAGAGGGGGGGAAAAAGGGUACUUUGAAGCAGAAAAAGGAAAAAAGAAAGCUAGAGGGGGCCCCCGUCAGCCUCAGCUCAAAGAAACGAAAAGAAACUGCUCUUUAG